GGAGGAGCUCAUGAAGGACCUAACUACAGCGUCGAGCCGACAAGCUUGCCCGGCUACGCCCUCUCUGCCCUCGCACUAUGCCUCCACCUCGGGUAGUGGCAGCGACAUUCCAUCCAAUCCAGCUGGCUCUGCUCCCAGCGUACCGGCUGCGGCAGCUGCUGCCAAUAUGCCGUAUCCUAACCAGGUACAUGGCAUGCCAGCCCAGCCAGGAGUUCCAUAUCCAGCGUAUGUUCCGCCACCGAUGCCCCAGAGCUUCAAUCCAUACGCCACGCUCCCAUAUCCUGGCAAUUGUCAGUAUAGCCCCCCGCUAUCCACAAGGACCACCACCUGGGCACUAUGGCACCUAUCCUGGCAGUUAUGCUCCCCAACAGCAAGGCGGCUAUCCCAACCAGAAGCCACCAGGAUGGUAAACCGCAUCCCACCCGUAUUUAUACCCACACUGUGGUUUAACCAAGGCCUCUUCGUUGAGUUCCGGAUCGUAGAGAAGCGGCGAU
Molecule: messenger RNA, 494 nt
Organism: Drosophila persimilis
Lineage: Eukaryota; Metazoa; Arthropoda; Insecta; Diptera; Drosophilidae
Exons: 3
Coding region: 78-410 (110 amino acids)
Source: RefSeq, a predicted model, not a curated record